Messenger RNA from Talaromyces stipitatus ATCC 10500, 1326 nucleotides. Its product is annotated as monooxygenase, putative. The record is from RefSeq and is a predicted model, not a curated record. Gene Ontology annotation, molecular function: flavin adenine dinucleotide binding; NADP binding; N,N-dimethylaniline monooxygenase activity. The transcript has 8 exons. Bases 1 to 1326 code for a protein of 441 amino acids. Lineage: Eukaryota; Fungi; Ascomycota; Eurotiomycetes; Eurotiales; Trichocomaceae.
AUGGAGGAGCUUUUAACACUUCCCCCAUGCCGAGUAAUCAUCAUCGGUGGCGGAGUAUCUGGACUAGCAACUGCAUGCAGUCUCAUGAAAGACUACGACUUAGAUGAUUAUUGUAUCUACGAUCGUCAAACGUCACUGGGAGGAACUUGGAAUGCUAAUAUAUAUCCCGGAUGCGCAGUAGAUAUUCCUGGAUUCUGCUACAGUUACUCAUUCGCGCCGAAUCCUGGAUUCACCCAGUUGUUUCCAUCCCAAGCUGAAAUACUGCACUACCUACUGGUGGUUGCCAAGCAGUAUCGCGUCGACCAGCAUUUCAAAGGAGGUGUGGAAUGGACCGCAGCUUCAUGGCAAGAUAAGUCACGUACCUGGCUUGUUACUUUGAAAGACAUCCAGACACAGCGCGUCUUCAGACAGGAGUCCCAGAUUCUCAUAUCUGCAGUCGGAGGGUUGGUCAACCCAUGCGAAAUCAGCAUUCCCGGUGCUGACCGCUUCAAGGGGAGUAUCAUGCACACGGCCAGAUGGAAGAACGAUAUAGAUCUCACGAAUAAGCAUGUGGCUGUUAUCGGCAAUGGUGCUUCUGCAACGCAGGUGAUCCCAGCUAUCAUUGAUAAAACGAAAUCAGUCACACAAUUCAUGCGGUCACCUCAUCACAUCGUCAACGCGACUAACCAUCAGAUCUCCCCAGAGUGGAGGAAUCUUCUCCGACGCGUUCCUCUCCUUCUUCAUUUAAUUCGCCUGCUCCUCUUUCUCUACAUGGAAAUUACGUGGUUCCGAUUCCAGAACAACCGUUUAGGGAAGAUCGGACGAGAAUCUGUCAAAAAUAGAAGCCGGACGUAUGUUCAAGACACAGCACCAAAGAUCUACUGGGACAUGCUUAUCCCCACAUACGAGUUCGGAUGCAGGAGACGGAUUUUCGACCGCGGAUACCUCGCGACCCUACACAAGAGUAACAUGUUUCUGACAGAUGAUCCCAUUUUGGAGAUCAGUGAGGACUCUGUUAUUACACACUCAGGUGAAGCUUUUCGCGUUGAUACAAUUUUACUUGCCACUGGAUUCGCUCUCACCCAGUACGAUGUAGAUUUACGUGGACGAAAUGGCAAAACUCGCGAACAGCAUUGGAAGCAAUAUGGUCACAAGGCCACUUACAAAUCCAUAGCUAUGCAUGGAUUCCCCAAUUUCUUUUAUAUUCUGGGACCUAACUCAGGACGACUUUAUACAUCUACUAUUCAGAUAAUUGAAAGUUGCUAUGGUAAUGCAAGCCAUCAGACCAAUACUUCUCCACCAAGCCUCAUCGGUGGAGGUCAAAAGCACCCGCGAGCGGGAAUAUGA